Pipistrellus kuhlii (Kuhl's pipistrelle) is the source of this 539-nucleotide messenger RNA. RefSeq names its product 60S ribosomal protein L10-like. Bases 182 to 490 code for a protein of 102 amino acids. The record is from RefSeq and is a predicted model, not a curated record. Lineage: Eukaryota; Metazoa; Chordata; Mammalia; Chiroptera; Vespertilionidae. Gene Ontology annotation, cellular component: cytosolic large ribosomal subunit; ribosome. Gene Ontology annotation, biological process: translation; ribosomal large subunit assembly. The transcript has a single exon. Gene Ontology annotation, molecular function: structural constituent of ribosome.
CUGCAGCCAAUUAAGCCGACCAGGCCCUUUUCCCCAUGGGGGCCUGGUGUGCAAUGGCUGCAAACAGCAGCAUCCUUGGUAGUGUACGCAACCUGUUGCUUAGUAUGGGUUGCCCUAAGGGACCUUGGAUACAGCCCUUUCUGGUGGACAUUCGUCACGCUGCCCUCCAUCUAGGCUCAAAAUGGGUAUGCGGGGUGCCUUUGGAAAGCCCCAGGGCACAGUGGCCAGAGUCCACAUUGGCCAAGUCAUCAUGUCCAUCCGCACCAAACUGCAGAACAAGGAGCAUGUGAUUGAGGCCCUGCACAGAGCCAAGUUUAAGUUCCCUGGCCGCCAGAUGAUCCACAUCUCCAAGAAGUGGGUCUUCACGAAGUUUAACGCGGAUGAGUUUGAAGACAUGGUGGCCGAGAAGCGCCUCAUCCCUGAUGGCUGUGGGGUCAAAUACAUCCCUAAUCGCGGUCCCCUGGACAAAUGGCGAGCCCUACACUCGUGAGAGUCUGGUGCUGCCCCCACCUUACACCCACCAAUAAAUCAGUUUUCCA